CCGGAUUCAAAUAAAAUAAAAAAUUUGGCGGGAAUGCGCAAUAGUUUAAAAACCUCAAUCGAUAAAACGAUUCGCUUUGCAUCAGCUGAGAAAAACCUUGGGCAUGUUUCCUUAGUCUGUCAUCGUCGCGCGCGUAAAGUGGUGCUCUUUGUUAAAUAGGAAAGUAACCUCCUACGGGGUUACUAUUAUUUCCCACCUAAUGUUAAAAAUAUAGUUGUCACCAUCCAUCAGUGAAUGUACUAUUAAUCUACUCAAUAAAUAAUAAUAAUAAUUAGCGUUAUCAUUAAUAAUAAAAACAUUUAUCCCAACAAUUAAAUGAGUAAAUAAAUAAAAAAAAUAUGUACUGCUGUAAUUAAACACAAGUUUAUUUAAUUUAAAUAUCUACAUAUGUAUUGAGUCGAAUUGAAUUGAGUUUAAAAAAAAAAAAAAAGUAGUUAAGUAAAUAAAUAAAAAACACAAGUUAAAGUGUACGUCGUUGUCGUUGAUAUGACCAAUGGCUCUGACUCUGAAUAAAAGAGUUUCUGCGCGAUGCGCGUGGCGCGCUGCGUCGCAUAAUCUUGCGUAUCAGUGACCGUCAGUCAAUCGAGGCGGCAGUGGUGUGUUAAAAAAGCCCGCAACACGCUCUCAUGUGUGGUGGAAGUAAGCAAAAGCACGAUAUUAAACAGAGAGAGACAUAAGACAUUAAAUAAAUAAUAACCCAACAUAUUUUAUUUUCAAAUUAACCCGCGGUAAUAAGUAAAAUAACUAGACAAUUUGAAUUUUUAAAUUGACGCGAAGUUUUUAUACUUGUGUAAAUUAUUUUAUUUUUUGAAUUAAAUUUUUUUUUAUCAAUAACUUGAAUUUUAUUGACACGCGAGUGGUGAAUAGAGAAGGAGUUUACUGUGCGGGAUAAAGAGAAUCAGUUGUAAAAUAUAAAUAAUAGUAAUAAGUGAAGUAGGAAAUAUAAGUGGUGUAGAAAUAGAGUGGAGGAAAUAGGAAUAGAAGUAUAAGCGAAGUUUUAUUUGAAAAGUGUUGUGUGUGUAGACAGAUUGGGGAGAGGUCGUGUUUGUGUCGCGCGUGUACAGUCGGGAAAAAGAGUAAGGGAAUGAAAUGAGACGUGGACAUGAUCCUAGUGAUCCUAGUUGUUUAAAGAGCUGCAUUGUUCCUGUUAAACUUUUUGAUUUUACUACUGGUGACAAGCUCCUCCGUAAGCUUGCGGUCUUGUGGAGGCAACAAACAGACCGCAAGUGAAAGACCCGGGGAAAGGGAGACCAAGAGAGAGAGCGAGAGGAAGGGAGACUGUAAAUCACCAGUGGGAAAGAGACCGAGUAAAAUUUAGAGCUAGAGCGCAAGAAGGCGGGUGAAGCUGGGGAAAUACAUAAUACAUAUUUAAAUAGAAAGACGUGAUUAUUUGAGUCUGUCCUAGAUUUUUAACAGGUGAAUGUUAAUUAAUUUUUGUUACUUUGUUUUUUUUUAUAAACAGAUAAAUAUUUAUUGGUGGAAUAAUAAUUAGUAGUAAUUAUUGUUGUUUUAUUUUAUAAAUUUACCAGGUGAUUAUUAAGUGUUUUGUGCAAGUAAAAGUGUGUGCACAGAUAUAGUCGUGAUUAAGUUUUGUGUGGGUUGUGUACUUGUGCCGUGGCCCGGCCAUCAUGGCGAAUCCACGGAAAUUCAGUGAAAAGAUUGCGCUCCUCAACCAAAAACAGGCUGAGGAAACUGCUGCAUUUGAAGCCAUCAUGAGAGAAGUUUCUGAUGUUACUAGCAGGGUGGCGUCAGCAAGCAGUUCAGUAGGAGCAAGUCCUACUGGAAGUGGUGUACCAGAGACACCAUUGUCUGUGAAGAGUGCUGGUGCAAGUCCUCCUCAAUCAAGUGGCAGUAAGCACCUGCACAUAAGCAUUGGGAAUCAGUUCAGAGCUGGGGGUUCCUUGCCCAACGUUAACAACAACAUUGAAAAUCGAGAUACUGCUAAAGAUCCUUCUCCAAACUCUGCUGCUAUUCACUCUAUCGACCUUAAGACUGCGCUGAAUAACUUGGAGGAGAUGCAGCACAAUCCAAUGAUGUAUCGUGGUACCGAACGUGGUAGGAGUCUGGGAGUAGGUCCUAUGAGAUCACGACCCAUGGAAAAAAGGUACGACACCUCGCCGUACAGUGGUACAUAUUUAUCACCACCACCUGACACCUGGCGAAGAACAAAUUCCGAUUCAGCGCUGCACCAGAGUGCCAAUGAAGCUUGCCAAUCUAACUCCACGAUUCCUCAUCGACGAGGUAGCGAUACAUAUCAACAUGGAAUGGGUAAUACGACGAAUGACAACAGAGAUGGACAUCAUGGGUUUAUUGAGAGACCAAGAUCUUCCUGCGAGAUGCCAAGAGUGCCAGGCAUCCAUAUAUAUCCGAGUUCACAACCACCAGGACCACAAACGCCUAUUGGUAAUAAUACCGGAUCUCUACCAGAUCUUAGUAAUGUUCACUUUCCGUCGCCUCUUCAUACGCCGUUAGACCACGAGGAUCACUCGAGUAGUACACAGUACAGUAAUAACCAUUUAUCAGUGCCAGUUAACUCUAGAUUUCUUCAUACAAUGAAGCAUGGCGUGACGUUGGAAAAUAGUACAAAUAAUUCGCAACAGGAUUUACGCUCGUACGGACAACAAACUGCUCAGCAACCACCCUCUACAUCUCACAGUCCUGGUCACCACUAUAUUUAUCAACAGCCGCACAGUCCUGUGCCGCCACAAAGUCCUAAUGGAUCACAGUCCCACCAACUUAAUUCCUUAGGAUCGUAUCGCACUAAUCAACCAGUAAAUCGACCGUCUCCUCAAUCGUCGCCCAGUAUAACCCUUCAGGGUAGCCCUUUAAGCUACAGCAAUAAUCCCUCAGCACCACCGAGUCCUACAGGUCAUCCGGGAUCAACGGGUCUCACCUCCGAUAGUCUAGAUCAAAAUAGUUAUUUCCUCACUCAGGUGCAAGCUGCGGCGCUUCAGCAGACCUUCGAACAAUUCAACAUGACGGAUACGUCGUUGGAUCCAAAUUCCAUUGGGUCAUAUAUUGGGUCUUCAAAUGACACCUCUAGUUUUACUCAUAAUGACAUGAUUAAUGUCGGUGGUGAGUUGGGUAGCAACGACACGAGCUACUACAGCACGAGUCCUCAGAUGGCGUAUCAACCCAGGACGCCUACGACGACGCAACAACUAACGCCUCAAACGCCAAAUACACCUACAAUUAUAUUGACCGAUUUCUCGGGCACUGAUGACUUAACGAAAGAUCUCGGCUCAUCGAUAUCCAGCGACUUUGAUCCAGACCUGUUUGCUUCGGAUGAAGCUCUGAGACAGGGCUUAGGACCGAUCGACCUGGACGGCUUGCAGAUGCUCACUGAUCCUGACACGGUGAUAUCUGACGCAAAUGCCGAAGAUCACUUUAGAUUAGAUUGUCUUUAAAACUGAGAUUUAUUAUUCAAAAGAGAGCUCUAUGAUAUAUAAAGAGAUCUGAUAAAAGAUUGUACUUAUUGAUAUGUCGUUUUAAAUUUAAAUGUUAAAUCUCAGACGUUUGUUCUAUGGAAGAGUCUUAUGGUAAAUUAUAAAUAAUAUAUAAAAUACUAAUAAUAAUAAUUAAUUAAUUAAGUAAUUAAAUAAUAAAAUAAUAAAUAGUUGAAUUAUAAAUAAAAAUAAUAGAUGAAAAAUUAAUUACAGAAAUAAAUUAAAGGCACGUAGAUGCUCUCGCCUGUACCCUCCGUAAUUGUCAAUUCUUUUUUGAAAGUAAUAUGCUGUACUUUAUAUACACAACUAGUUAAUCAAAACCAGCUAAGGUAAAUCAUUCAAAUAAAUAUUUCAAAUUAUAUGACUAAUGAUAAAUAUUAACAGAGAGUAAUUAACAAGUGUAAGAUAAAUUUUAAAUUUAUGUUUAUUGACAAAAAUUUCAUUUUAUAUAGAUGAUAUGAAAGAUUUAUGCGUGACAAUUUUAUCCUCAAAUUUUUAAAAAUAUUUAUUUUAUAAAAGGCCAUUUAUAAAAUACGCUCGGGAGUCUAAGGUGACAUCACAGCUCAUAAAAAAAUUUGAAAAAUUUUUCUGGGUUUUCUUCAAAUUUAUUUUCUUUUUACGAUUGAGUCAUUCGUUUCAUAUUUUUGAACAUAAAUAUUUAUAUUUAUAUUCUGUCAAAAUGGGAGGGGGUUUAUGUGACGCAAUUUUGAUAGGGAUCGCAGAAAAUGUGACGAGAGUGAGGGUGUAAAGAUUAAAUUUUGUGUGUAUUUUAUAAACGGCCACUAAAUUACCAUUUUUUUUUUAAAUAAACAAUAGGAUAGAGGUACCGUUUUUGGCCAGUUUUGACCACUUGAAAAAUUUUAAUAAAAUAAUUUGCUAUGUAAGGAAUGAUAUAAUUAAUUUUUUUAGUUCGUUCAGACAUUUUAAUUACUGUAUUAGAAUGAAAAUUUUUUUUAUUAAUUAAAUUGAAUUAUUAAAUGUCCAAAAAUGGAGCAGUGGCCAAAAAUGAUACUUCUACUCUACAUAAAAUAAUAAAUGAGAGCAUCUUUAGUUGCCCAUCGAACUAGUAGAAAAUUGCGUUCAUUCAAUAGUUCUUUUCAUUGAUAAAAAAUGAAAAAAAAAAAAAAACAAAUCCGUCGAAUUAUUGUAAUACUGUCAGCCGAGAAACGUUAAUAUAUUUAUAUAUAUAAAUAAAUAUUUCAUUAAUUAUGAAAAUAACUGAGCUGAAGACAGUGUUCGUACUUAAAAAAUUAAAUAAAAGCUUAUUUGUACUCCGUUUUUUUUUAACUCGAAGUAUCUUACAACAACAAUAAUAAUAACAAUAAAAAUUGUAAUUUAAACAACGAGCAAGAAGGAAAUGUAUUAUGUAUUAUGUAAUUUCUUUGACUUGUCUCUUAUGUCUAUCAGAAAUAUCUUACGUUUAUAUUUUUACUGGAGUCAUUUUUGUAAAUUAACUUAAUGAGCACUUUGUUAAUUCAUCAAUUAUUAUUUUUUUUUUUUAUAAUAGAUUUGUGGUACGUUGAGAGAUAUUUGCAAUCAUUGAACAGUAAAAAAGUGUACAUGUAACAUGUACACUUGUAAUUAAUUGUUUUUGCUUGAAUAAGAAUUUAGAGUAAUGGUAAAAAAAAUGUGUGUAAGAAUGCAUACGAGUCACGAAACACUAGUCUCAUUGUUAUCUUUUUUCUUUUUUAUAUGUAUAUUUUUAAUUACAUAUUGAUAAUUUUUAUAAUUUAAAUAAUAAAUUGUUUGUUGAGGGAGAGAUAGAGUCAUAUAAAAAGACAAUUAGGGCAAUAAAAGAGCGAUUUAUAAAUUUAAGAAUAAAGUUUACGGGCGAAUGGAUGAAAAUAUUUAAUGAGCUAUUGGAUGUUGAGUAAUUGCGUGCGAGUUAAUUAUAAAUAUUAUUAAUUGUGAAUUAUGAUAAUUUUAGAUAAGCAGAUGAAGGUGUAAUUAAAUUGUAAAUAGCAAAUAUUAGAUGUCGUAUACAUUGAUAUUAAGAAAAAAAUUAAUACGAUUUAAAAGGUAAAUUAUUAUGUCAUUAAAAAAAGAUAAUUUAUUUAUUAAUUAUUACUAAUUAUGUUUAGUAGAUUUAUAAAUUUUAGAAGAUCGAUAUUUAUAUGAAUAAUUUGAAAGAUUGGUUCAUUUUUAUUAAAUAAAAUUACCGCGCAUCGCGCGUAUUCACGUAAUCUUUUAUUAAUCAACGAAUAAAUUUUUAAAUAAAAAUAAAAAUAUAAUUAAGAAUUUUUCUUACACUAAUUAUUGAAUUUUUGAUGUCAGUAGCGAUGCAAUAAUUUACAGAUUUAAUUAUCGUUACUAUAAAAUAAACAAUAAAUAAUGAGACUUUAUAAAAUGAAAUUUAAAAAAUUUUAAUCUCAAUUAUAUAGAUUUAUAAAAUAACAUUUAU
Microplitis demolitor is the source of this 5847-nucleotide messenger RNA. RefSeq names its product CREB-regulated transcription coactivator 1 (gene Crtc). The transcript is spliced from 13 exons. Gene Ontology annotation, molecular function: cAMP response element binding protein binding. Gene Ontology annotation, biological process: protein homotetramerization; positive regulation of transcription by RNA polymerase II. NCBI's taxonomy places the organism in Eukaryota, Metazoa, Arthropoda, Insecta, Hymenoptera, Braconidae. Gene Ontology annotation, cellular component: cytoplasm; nucleus. Bases 1629 to 3407 code for a protein of 592 amino acids. The record is from RefSeq and is a predicted model, not a curated record.